Tigriopus californicus is the source of this 1607-nucleotide messenger RNA. RefSeq lists its product as uncharacterized. The transcript has 5 exons. Gene Ontology annotation, molecular function: protein binding. NCBI's taxonomy places the organism in Eukaryota, Metazoa, Arthropoda, Copepoda, Harpacticoida, Harpacticidae. Bases 51 to 1535 code for a protein of 494 amino acids. The record is from RefSeq and is a predicted model, not a curated record.
AACAGUGUUGCAGUUUGAUUCCACAGUCUCUCAACGUUAGUAUCACAAACAUGAUUCGCGUGUGCUUACUUUUCCUUAGCCUAACUACCUUGGGCGUUUGGGGUAAACCCAAAGAGCCAGCUGAGGCACAAUGCUGGGUAGUGGGCGAAUGUCUGGGUAGUAAUAUGGGCGUGACCUUCACCGACAACAAAGAAGAUUGCUUAAAGGCUUGCCAAGAAGCGACCAACUGCGAAUGGUUCACUUGGCAUUCGGAUUCCAAGCUUUGCAACAAGUUCAGUACUUGCCCAACUUUGGACGAUUCGUGCACAACUUGCAUCAGUGGCGAAAAUGAGUGUGAAUCUGACCCUGGGAGCGAUUUCCAGUGCAAUGUCGAAGGUGAAUGUUAUGGUGACAUAUUGGGUACCUUUCCCAACAUUGAUGGUGACGAUUGCUUGGCGGAAUGCAAGAAAAACUCCCAGUGUAAAUGGUAUACCUAUUACGUAACCCAAAAGGCCUGCCUCUUGUUUGGAUCUUGUGACUUCCAAGCUGGAUCGUGCUCAUCGCAAUGUGUUAGUGGAGAACAAGGCUGUGGAGGAGGUGUACCGCCAGUUCCCGGACAAGAAUCUAAGAUUAUUGCCAUUACCGGCCGAGAUGCCGGCAAGGACGUGGAAUUGGCCGACCUUCCCAGUGGCUACUUCAAUCAGACCUCAAUAACCGGAUGCUCAAAGCCAAUGGAUUUUCCUCACGCCAUGGAAGGCGCUGUUGGGGCAGUGGUUAAUGGCAGGGUGACUGUUUGUGGCGGUCGGUUAACCGGUCAAAUCUAUUCCGAGUGUUACCAACUGGAUCCCCAAGCACAAAAUUGGAAUUCGGUGACUUCCCCACUGUUGGCCCGAACCUAUGCUGGCUCCGUGGUGGUUCCCAAUCUUGGAUGGUGGGUCAUGGGUGGUGUGGAGAAUCUAAACAAUAACGCCAUGACAGAUGCCACUGAGGUGUACGAUACUGCCCUUGAUCAAUGGAAUAGCGGUCCAAAACUGCCAGAGAAGUUGAGCGCCUUUUGUGCGGUGCAAAUUGAUGAUAGUCGUACAUUUAUUGCCGGAGGAAAUACGGUAGAGGAUGCAUACCGUUACAAGACUUAUAUGUUUGACCAGAAACAACCCACUUGGGUUCAAAAGGCCGAGUUGAUUCACCCAAGGGAAGCGCCGGCUUGUGCAGUUUACAAGGAUAACACCAAGCUGUUCGUUAUCAUUGCGGGUGGUUAUAACAAUGCGGGUGAGGUUUCAUCCGCGGAAAUUUACGACGUGGAAUUAAACAAAAUGGCGGAAGGACCACCAUUACCAUUUCCAUUGGCCGGAGCCCGUUUGAUUAACGAUGGGGAUAACGUGAUCUUGGUUGGAGGCCAAAGCAAGGCCAUCUACCAAUUCUCGGGGACGGAUUGGGCGCUGAUGCCCAACGAGCUAAAAGACGAUAACCGAGCGUAUUCAGUGAUUUUGAGUGUGUCCGAUCAAUCUCUUUACGGAUGUCAGUCAAGAAAGAACCUUUAUUACAGAUACCCAUAAAUAUGGCCAAAAAAGGUCAAACUCUGACCAUGAUACUUAAAUAAAUGACUAAACAAUUUUUCCGUCAAACUA